Molecule: messenger RNA, 3810 nt
Organism: Orbicella faveolata
Lineage: Eukaryota; Metazoa; Cnidaria; Anthozoa; Scleractinia; Merulinidae
Biological process (GO): cytokine-mediated signaling pathway
Cellular component (GO): signaling receptor complex; external side of plasma membrane
Molecular function (GO): cytokine binding; cytokine receptor activity
Source: RefSeq, a predicted model, not a curated record
UGGAAAAUUCUAGAUCGCGAGUUUAACCAAACAGAAGGAAAAAACAAUUAAAUUGACUAAAACAACUUUGACGCUGAGAACAGAAUCUUUACGAAGCCAUUGGUUUUUCACUGGAAUUUUUUUAAAAAGUUGUCUCUGAGAAAAUCUCUACAAAGCCACCGGUUUUUCACCGGAAAUUGUACAUACCUUAGCAAUAUUAAGGUUCGUUGUUAUAAACGGUCGAUUCGAUCAUGUGUCAAACGAUAUUGUUAUAAUGUCGUGCAUGAUGUCAACGUGACAUAAAAUGUUUGGUGUUUAACUUAACGAUCUCAGUCUUGAUGCUCUUGUUCUCGUUCAUAUUAUUAAUAAUUUAAGUAGUCGUACUGUCUUCGUUUUGAGAUUUUUGAAGGAAGUCUUUCCCAUUGGCGCCAUUGCAAAGGAGCUCAUUCAACACCUGCUGAGUCGUAAUUAUGAGUCUGCUUUGAAACUGAUCUAAAGUGCUUCAUUCCGUAUAAUAUCAUGACUUGUUACGCAGAUUACAGUCUAAAUGUUUCUUCUUUGGUAAAUUGUCUUUUGUAAUGUGAAUUUCCUUCGCCAACCACGUCAAGUUUAUUGUGUGAUUGGUAGAUACCUAUUCGAACGAUGGACAUCAAAUUAUGGAUUUCAGAUCUUCAUUUUUUCAUCGCAGUUGCCUUUAUCAUACAGGUACAAUAUGGCAUUAUUACAUGUUCUUCAAAUUGCUCAGAUGGCUGGGUAAAGUUCGGAAGAUUCUGCUACAUCUUUAGUAACAAAAGCCUCAAUAGAACAGAAGCGGUAGACGAGUGCGAAAAUUACGACUCACAUAUUACGAUUUUGAGGGAUGAAGAAGCAAACAAUUUCUUGGUGUCACGCAUGGAAAGUUCUUCCGCUUGGCUUGGGCUAAGCGACGAAGCUAGCGAAGGGAACUUUGUAUGGCCUUUUAACAAAUCUAUAGAUAAAUAUUCGUACCAGAACUGGAACGAUAGCCAUCCUAAAACGGGUAACGCUGGUGAAAAUGUCGACUACGUUGAAAUCGACAAAAGCACUGGGAAAUGGAAUAACAUAUAUGGAAACGAGUCUAUAGGAAAUAUAUGCGAGAAACUCGCUGAACAAUCCCCCGGUGAGAAUUGUACCACUAAUGCACUUGGAAUGGAGUACGAAGGCAUUCCUGACGAUAACAUAACAUCUAAUAAAGACGAUGGACAAAAUCUAGCACCAUACGGUCGACUGGGACACUCAAGUGGCUGGUGUACUUUGCCUAACCAGCCAGUAGAGGGAUAUCUACAAGUCACUUUGAGUACCAUUUUCUUUAUAUGUGCCUUUGCCACUCAAGGCCACUUUAAGAGUGACAUCGGUUUUGUUAAAACAUACAAACUUAAGCUAUCUACAUCUGAGAAUGAGUGGGAUUUUUACAGGAACAAGGAUGACGCUGAGAUCAUUGUCUUUAAAGGAAAUACCGUUAACUAUAAAAAAGAGAAACAACUGCUUCAAGAUGGUGUGAUGGCUAAAGAAGUGCGUUUCUGGCCAGAAACGUAUCAACAAAAACCUUGUAUGAGAGUUGAGAUAUUCGGAGAGGAAGCUAGACCAGAUGCGACGCUCUUCCCAGAAGGUAUUGAAGUGAUGAACACAACUUACAACUACCUGGAUGUCCGGUGGAGGGACACUCGUCCAAACUUCUUCCUCUAUGGCCGCCUUCAGGGAUACCUAGUUACUCUAGAAAAUAUGGACGACCCUAGUGAAGAGGAAACUUUGAUAUUUACCAGCUGUCACUCAGAAGGGAUAAAUAUCACUAAUCUAAAGGAAAAUACGACGUACUGUGUUUAUAUAGCGGCUUUUACUGAACACGGAAAAGGGAACAGUACCUCGUGUAUGAUGGCAGUUACCGGAGAAAAACCAAAAGUGGAUUUCACUGCAUUCAACGAAAGUUCCACAUCUAUUAGGUUGAACUGGAAGGGAGAAAUACCUCUUCCCAUUAAUGACAGCGUUGACAGAGGAAUUAAAAUAGAUUAUUACCCCAGCACAGAGGAAAAUUUAACACUUAGCACACUAUUUUGCGACGAUAGUACGACCAACGAGUUCAGUAAUUUGCGCAUAUUUACCAACUACUGUUUUAGCGUCGUCGCUUUCUACAAUGAUGACAUUGUUACUAAGUUAGAUAACACGAAAUGCGUGUACACGGACGAAGAAGCUCCCCGCGGACCACCUUUGGAUGUCAAAGCUCAAAAUGCAAGUUCCACCGGUAUCAACGUAACGUGGCAACCAGUUGAAGAGAAGUUACAAUAUGGAAUUAUACUUGGGUACCGUAUCAGAUACAAAAAAGAAGCUUCGGCGGCGCCAUUAAUUCUGCGAAGACGUCGAAGCAUAGACCUCCUUGAAACCGAAGUGCUUGGAGGAAACAAUCUUACUUGGACACUGGAAGGACUGGAAAUGUUCACUAACUACUGCAUUCAAGUUUUGGGUUUUAACAGUAAAGGUGACGGAAAUACGAGUGACUCGAUCUGCGUUAUGACAGACGAGGACGUGCCCACUAUGCCACCAAACAUCAUAGGGGGAUUCAAUCUCAGCUCAACAAGCCUUACAAUCGAAUGGAGUCACAUACCUCCUGAAUUUGUCAAUGGCAUUCUGUUAGGGUAUCUGAUUGCGUACCAGAUAAGCAACGAGGCUGGCAGUUCCCAAAACGUUCCCAUAGAACUCGAACUUGGCGAGUUGUCUAAGAAUAUUACAGACUUACUUGUGUACACUGAGUACUGUGUUCGUAUAGCUGGGAGAACGAGAAUUGGGACUGGAAACUGGAGUGAGUGUUUCAACAUUACGACAGACGAGGAAGCACCAUCUUCACCGCCAAUUGACGUAGCGGUUAUCGAAGGGACCAUUCCCAAUACCAUAAAUAUGUCGUGGAACCCACCUUCCGAGCUCAACGGCAAGUUAACUGGAUACAAAAUCGUCAUUAAUCGCACUUUAGAGAACGGUACUCUACAAACAACAGAAAUUGUGACUUGUGCCAACAAGGCCACUGUAACUGGAAUCGAUAAGCGUAAUGAAUACAAGAUCAAAGUAGCUGCCAGCACAAGGAAAGGGUUAGGACCUUUCAGUGAAUGCAUAGUGUAUGGAGAAAAAUGCGAUUGUCCAGAAACUUUACAAGUUGUGGCAAAACCUAGUCAUCUAGACGAACAUGAUGGCGUAGGUUCGUUGGCAGCGCUCAUCGAGUCCUUGAUCAUAGACGCGUGUGGCAUCUGUGAACAUUAUGAAAAUGGCGGGAAAACAAAGAUAAAUAGAACGUUGGCAAAAGAUACCAAUAUAACAUUUCCAGUAAUAAGAUACCUCGAUGGCGCUGAAUCAACAACUGAAAGUAGGUUUGUGACUGUAAUCGAGGUGCCAGGUCUCGCAGUAAUUCACAGGAAGCCGGAGAAGAAGUUAGGUUUCUAUGAAGAAGUGAUGGGUUCGUCCGUCGUGAACUCUUGGCCCAUAUUUGCAAUUUUUGGAACAAUGACACUUGCAGCUGGCAUGCUGAUUUGGAUACUGGAUGUGAAUACCAACCCGGAAGAAUUUCCACCGUCAUUCCUCAAAGGAGUUGGUGAAGGAUCAUGGUGGGCAUUUAUCACCAUGACAACGUUGGGGUAUGGAGAUCGAACUCCUAAGUCAGAUGCAGCUAAGGCGUUCGCCAUGAUCUGGUUUUUAGUCGGACUGGUCAUGUUCGGGUUGUUUUCUGCUGCAGUUACUGCUGCUCUCACUGUGGUUGUUGUAAAUGGAGGACCCGCUGCUGAAUCAGAGAAAUUGCUGAACGAAGACAAUGCCAAGAUGAAGACGAUAUGA